AUGAUCAAAUUUUCCCCUUGCUGCGAUUGUCUCAGACUAAAUUGCUUCGCUCACAGACUAAGAAGACGGGACGAACUUGUGCAAGUUCUUCUCCUUUGGAACAAACAAUUUGACACAAAUGACAAGGGGAUAUCUCGAGAUGAUGUCGGGGCCUUUAUCCCUCUCUACUUGGAGCAAGGGGUCUUACUGAAGGAACCAUGGAAGACCAUUGAUGAGGAUGGCUUUGGUUGGUUGGUGAGACUAUCUUCUGCAGAAGCAGAAGGUCGCUCAUCGAAUCUUAACCUUUCCGUUUCUGUUUGUGGAGAGCACGGCGAGGAUCCUGAAUCCAUCAAGUUCUUUGACAGUGUUGGGUUGAACUACGUCUCAUGCUCUCUGUUCCCUUUCCCUGUGGCAAGACUUGUCAAGACACAAGUCACAAUUCUACGUCAGAAGAACAACACGGAUCCACAGGAGAAGCGAGCUUCGGGCUUUGUUCCCAAAAUUUAA
Molecule: messenger RNA, 486 nt
Organism: Cylindrotheca closterium
Lineage: Eukaryota; Bacillariophyta; Bacillariophyceae; Bacillariales; Bacillariaceae
Source: the annotation of a GenBank genome assembly